Molecule: messenger RNA, 2461 nt
Organism: Seriola aureovittata
Lineage: Eukaryota; Metazoa; Chordata; Actinopteri; Carangiformes; Carangidae
Gene: cdk15
Product: cyclin-dependent kinase 15
Exons: 15
Coding region: 156-1535 (459 amino acids)
Biological process (GO): protein phosphorylation
Cellular component (GO): cytosol; cytoplasm; nucleus
Molecular function (GO): cyclin binding; ATP binding; cyclin-dependent protein serine/threonine kinase activity
Source: RefSeq, a predicted model, not a curated record
GGGCCAUGGGUCGGACUGCAGCUUGGCCGCUGCAGGUAGUUCAGGGGGGGGGUGUUGGUUAGGGAUGGUCAUGGGACCCUGUUUGCUCGUCCUGGACCAUGUGAGUCAUAUGAGAGAGGAGGAAGAGGAGUGGAGUGUAAAGACGAGAAGAAAAGAUGGAGGACUUGUCCCGGUGGGUGAGUGAGGCCGGGUGGUGGGUGAGGAGGUGCUGCUGUGGUGAGCAAGAUGAAGAGGAGAAAGAGAGGAGAGAUGAAGAUGAUGAUGAUGAUGGCGAGGAGGAGGAGGUGAAGAUGGAGGAUCUCGGCUUCAGAAAAAGCAGAAGUUCGACUUCGCUCCCUCCUGCUGAGCUGGAUCCGGACUGGUCUGGCUCGUCCCCCUCUGAGUCUCGGCCUCAGUGGUUCCACACGCUUCAGGUGCGACGGCUACGAGUUCAGCGAGGACGCAGCAACAGUGACCCGCUGGGAGGGAGGGGCUGCGAAGACCACUUCACCUGGAAACCAGGUCUUCAGUUUGGAACGGCUCAGUCUUAUCUGAGUCUGGAGAAACUGGGGGAGGGAGCGUACGCCUCCGUCUAUAAAGGCAUCAGCAGGAUCAAUGGGCAGCUCGUGGCUCUGAAGGUGAUUCGUAUGAAGACGGAGGAGGGCGUCCCGUUCACCGCCAUCAGAGAAGCAUCCCUGCUCAAAGGUCUGAAACACGCCAACAUCGUCCUCCUCCACGACAUCAUCCACACCAGAGACUCGCUCACCCUGGUCUUUGAAUACGUGCAGACAGACCUGGCCCAGUACAUGACCCAACACCCCGGAGGUCUGCACUCACACAACGUCCGGAUCUUCAUGUUCCAGCUGCUGCGAGGUCUGUGCUACAUCCACAGCCAGAGGAUCCUCCACAGAGACCUGAAGCCUCAGAACCUGCUCAUCAGCUACCUGGGAGAACUCAAACUGGCUGACUUUGGUCUGGCUCGGUCCAAGUCCAUCCCCAGUCAGACGUUCUCCUCUGAUGUGGUGACCCUGUGGUACCGCCCCCCCGACGUGCUGCUGGGAUCUACAGAUUACUCCACGGCCCUGGACAUGUGGGGGGCGGGAUGUAUCUUCAUCGAGAUGCUGCAGGGGGCGCCGGCGUUCCCCGGAGUCACUGAUGUGUUUGAACAGCUGCGGAAGAUCUGGACGGUCUUGAGCGUCCCCUCUGAGGAAAGCUGGCCUGGCGUCAGUCUGCUGCCCAAUUAUAAACCAGAGUGGUUUCAUCAGUCCGAGCCAAAACAGUUCAGGACCGUUUGGAAAAGGUUGAACCAGCUGCCCUAUAAGACGGAGGACUUGGUCCAGAGGAUGUUAAAGGGAGUCCCUGCAGACCGGAUUUCAGCCCAGGAUUCUCUGCAGCACCCUUACUUCAGCACGUUGCCUCUUCCCAUCAUGCACCUCAGAGACACUGUGUCCAUCUUCAAGGUUCCAGGUGUUCGUCUGGAGACGGAGGUCAGGGACAUCUACAACCCUGGGCGGAGGGUGAAACCCUCCCUGCUGCCUGGCGCCAAGUGCUGGUGAUGAAACCCUCCAAUCAAAUCACCAUCCGCCUGAGAGGACGAGCAGAGGGGUGAACAAACUGAGACUAGCCAAAACCAAAGAACAGUUAGCAUCUUAGCAUCAAACUGUGAGAAACAAUACCAUAAGUCAAGCUUACCUUCAAAAUAAAAUCAUGAUGUGUAAUAUUGACCUAUGUUCCAGGGACGGAGAGUCUGAAGGGACAAACUCAGAGACAACUGUUAAACAUAUGAGGGAAUAAAACUGCAGUAUUACAAUAUCUUGUCUGUAAAUUAGAAAUGAUCAUUAUCGUGUUAACCACUAUAAAACAUCAAACAUUCAGUUUUAUUAAUUCACACCACACAAGUUGUUUUAAUUUCAGAUCAUCUGCCAUGAAAAGAAGAGGUGAAGGAAUGAAAGUAAAAACGGCUCGUUCGGCUCAGAUGCUCUCUGUCUGUUUGGCCCCUCCUUCACUGUGACCAUCCAUUUAAGACCGUUGACCCCCCCCCCCCCGAUGGAAUAAAAGGCACUGAGGCGCCAAACCAGCAGACGACAGAGUCACAUCAUCACAGCUGGUGUUGAGGUGUGAUCACAGGUGAUCUGGCUGUUAGCAUGAAGCUACGUGCUGAUAGGGUGGAGGAAGAAUCUUCUUCUAUGUAAAUCUAAUUUAAUCAGAUUUAUUGUUGAUUUAAAUAUAAAAUGUUCCCUUCAGUCUGAACAGUUUACUCCCCCCUCCACCCUGAUUCCUGUUAGCAUAUGUUAGCAUUCUUUAGCAUGCGUUAGCAGCAGAUUAGCGAGGAUUUAUUAAUGUGUUUUUCUCUGAGGAAAUCCCCUGAAACUCUUCAUGAAUAUUGACUGAAUCUGCAGCAACUCUGCAGUGUGUUGUGUGUUUUAUUGAAAUGUGAUUUUCUGGCCGCGUGUGAAGAUUAAAGUGUUUUCAGUUGAUCCAA